Molecule: messenger RNA, 1044 nt
Organism: Ilex paraguariensis (yerba mate)
Lineage: Eukaryota; Viridiplantae; Streptophyta; Magnoliopsida; Aquifoliales; Aquifoliaceae
Source: the annotation of a GenBank genome assembly
AUGGUAAUUGUGGCUGAGUGUGCUGGUAUCAUAGAAGAAAUUGGCAGGGUGCCUUUAGGUAUAGGUAUUAGCUAUGAAAGUUUUGCAUUGCAUGGUGCCUUUAGGCAUAGGGUGAAGAGAGCCAUGAAAGGAGGAAGAAAGAAUUUGAAGAGAGCGGCCGAGGAACAGAACUUUAAUCUUCAGCAAGGCCAAAGCAUUAUGCAAGUUGUGGACCUUCGUGGCUCCAAUCUCAUUCAGGUAAUGGAUGCGAAAGGCGAGAGAUCACUAGCACUAUUUCCAGCUAAAUUCCAGAAGAGCAUGUGGAUUAAACGAGGGAGCUUUGUUGUGGUGGAUGAGAGUGGGAGAGAGGAGGCUGUUGAUAAUGGUAGAAAAGUGGGUUGCAUGGUCACACAAGUUCUGUACUAUGAACAAGUUCGUACGCUUCAAAAGUCUCUGGAAUGGCCAGAUAUCUUCAAAUCCCCUAUUAUAGACAGUUCUAAUGCAGAUUCACAUGGACACACUCCCCUGCAGGAGGAGAAUGUAUCUAACUCAAGUGAUGACGACGGACUUCCUCCACUGGAAGCCAAUAUGAACAGAGUGAAGCCUUUAGAGGUGCAAUCAGAUACAGAAUCAGAUUCAGAUACAGAAUCUUGAUCCGUACUUGUUGAUCUCAACACAAUGGACGACAAUCCAUUGACACUUCUGUGUCUUCUUUAAUGCUAUGUGUGUCCAAGAGUCACAUUUCAUGUUCUUUUUUUUUUUUUAUUGAUUGUAGUGGGAUUGCUUUCUACUCGAGAUUUUGCUUCCAGAAACAUCCCACCUUGAUCGCUAGUUAUAUACAGAAUUAUUCAUAUAAUAGGACCAAGGCCAUUGUUAUAUAGUACAUGACCUAGCAUGGGAGAUGGAUUAAUUGUUAUCUUCGAGUAGUGUUGUACCUGAACUUGCAAUGUCAUUGCUAGUUUUUCCCAAAAAUAAAGGGCAAUUGUAGUUUUUCUUCUUAUUUUUUCUUGUGUUGUAAACAUACCAUUUACCAUGUAAUGUAAGUGUAUCUAGUUUCCUUCUUCC